Molecule: messenger RNA, 747 nt
Organism: Orbilia oligospora ATCC 24927
Lineage: Eukaryota; Fungi; Ascomycota; Orbiliomycetes; Orbiliales; Orbiliaceae
Exons: 1
Coding region: 1-747 (248 amino acids)
Molecular function (GO): peptidyl-tRNA hydrolase activity
Source: RefSeq, a predicted model, not a curated record
AUGGGCAUCAAAGGCAAGCGAAAACAACAGCGCCGCCAACAACAACACCAACAAAUUCAACUCCAAGAAAACACUGCAGACCUUGAAAUCUCAAGCGCAGAAUCUUCAACUUCAGCUUCAAUUCCUUCUUCCUCUAGCUCAACCUCAACCUCAACCUCAACACCAGAAUCAGAAAUGUCUACAAUCCGCUCCCUUCUUCUUUGCUCAAUCGGCAAUCCAGGAUCUCUUCUCACAACCCGCCAUUCAGCGGCUCAUAUCCUCCUCCCACAUCUAACCACAACUCCUCUCUCCCUAUCCCGCCCUCACGGCGGCCCCACAGCCUCGGGUCCAUCAGGUUCAACCUAUACCACUCAAAUCUUCCAAUCAACAUCCUACAUGAAUGUGUCCGGCCCAGCAGUCUCAAAGGCUUGGAGACUAUUCAAAUCUUCUCCAUCAAAUCCUAAUCCGACAUUAAUUAUUCUUCACGAUGAACUUGAAAAACCUGUUGGGAAGGUCAAAUAUAAGAAAGAUGGGUCUGCGGGAGGACACAAUGGCUUAAGUUCUAUAAGGGAUAGUCUGGCUGGACAGAAGACUACAAUACAUAAAAUUGGUCUGGGAAUAGGGCGACCGGAGAGCAGAGAUAAAAAUGUCGUGGCGGAGUAUGUUCUGGGGAGAAUGUCGAGUAGGGAGAAGGAUCUCAUGAUUGAAGAGGCUCUUCCUGUCGUCUUGCAGAUGAUCGAGGAUAUCGGAACUGGCAAGUUGAAGUAA